AUGCUGCCUCCCCUGCCAGCGGGAGACUGGAACGACGCAUAUAUCACACGGAAUGACGAGUCCGGAGAGCCUUACUUCCAAAAGGUGGUGAGAACUCAAAUUCCUGGAGUUGAAAGCAGCUGGCACGCGGAAACCUUCGAAUACCUCAGCCUCAAGCUGGGAUCAAAGCUUCGCACAAACGUGUACGAAGCUCAGUUACCAGGAUCUUCCCACACCGUGGUUGCCAAAUUCGCAAGAUUCAGCUGGGAGGUAGGCUAUCUCGACAAAGAAUGUGCAGCACACCAGUGGAUCGAGGGCAAGUCCAUCGGACCAAGUUUCCUGGGCAACAUAUCAGAGGAGGGCAGAACCAUCGGCUUCGUCCUCGAGCACAUAGCUGGUGCCCAUCAUGCUUCACCUACGGAUUAUGCGGCCUGCAAGCAGGUGCUUUCGGAGUUGCACCAGCUGGGUAUUGUCCACGGAGAUGUCAACAAGCACAACUUCCUGGCUGUUGAUAAUAGGGCGGUCCUGAUCGAUUUCGACGGCGCGUACAGGACGCAGGACAAGCAGGCUUUCGAGAAGCAGAUGCAGAGUCUUGAGAUGCAGCUUGCAGAGGCUUCUGGCAGAGGUGGAGUCUCGACAGUCGACAGCUGA
Messenger RNA from Fulvia fulva, 630 nucleotides. RefSeq lists its product as uncharacterized. The transcript has a single exon. Bases 1 to 630 code for a protein of 209 amino acids. The record is from RefSeq and is a predicted model, not a curated record. NCBI's taxonomy places the organism in Eukaryota, Fungi, Ascomycota, Dothideomycetes, Mycosphaerellales, Mycosphaerellaceae.